CAUUCACUUAGGAAGCGUCCGCAAGGUUGAACAUAAGCGGAAAUUUGCUAUAUAUUUUACAUAAUUUUACACAGACCAGACACACACACGUAGAUUUUAAUUGUCAAGCAGAUAUAUAAUUCGCCUUUAUAGGUUAUAAAAGAGGUAUAUAUCUCAUUUAACGUCGAAAUAAUAUUGAAAAUGAAACAAAAGGUGACAAUGGUGGACGUCGAAGGAACAGGAUGUCCUGCCACAAAGACGGCAUCCACCGUUUGCAGCAAAAAUGUGGUCAUCAACGGUCAUGUGGAAACGGCAGAGCGCGAAGGUACGGCCGUGAAAGGUGCGCGGUCUCCGGAAGAGAGGGAGGCCAUGCUGACUGGCAAUGUGAAGCCGAUCGAGUGCCGGGUUUACUGGACCAGGUUCGUGAUCCUGAUCGUGUUCAGCCUCUACUCCAUGGUGAACGCCUUCCAGUGGAUCCAGUACAGCAUCAUCUCCAACAUCUUCAGCACUUUCUACCAAGUCUCCUACGAGCAGAUCGACUGGCUGUCGGUGGUGUACAUGCUCGUCUACGUCCCCCUCAUCUUCCCCGCCGCCUGGCUGCUCGACAAGAAGGGCUUGAGGAUCGUGGCGCUGCUGGGUUCCGGCCUCAACUGCAUCGGAGCGUGGAUUAAAAUCGCAAGCGUAAGGCGAGACCUGUUUGGGGUGACCAUGUUCGCCCAAACGGUCUGUUCCAUCGCUCAGAUUUUUAUCCUUGGUCUGCCCUCUCGAGUGGCCUCCGUAUGGUUCGGUCCUCGAGAGGUGUCUACGGCGUGCGCCUCCGCCGUCCUGGGCAAUCAGCUUGGUGUGGCUUUUGGUUUUCUUUUACCUCCAAUUUUGGUGCCUAAUACUCCAGAUGAUCUUGAUCUGAUGGCAAGCAACAUAAGUAUAUUGUUCUAUGGAACAGCAGCAAUAGCCACAGUGUUGUUCAUCCUGGUUGUAGCAGUAUUUAAGGACAAACCUCCACUUCCUCCAAGCCAGUCCCAAGCAGUGCUUUUGGACAGCCCUGAUGAGUAUUCCUACAAACAAUCGAUUGUAAAUUUGUUUAAGAGUGUUCCAUUUGUGCUACUGCUACUAAGUUAUGGUAUUCUGACAGGGUCAUAUUAUUCAGUAGGAACACUAUUAAAUCAAAUGAUCAUUGCUCACUAUGAGGGACAAGAAUUGAAUGCUGGGAGAAUUGGACUAACUUUAGUGGUGUCAGGGAUGGUAGGUUCCAUCAUUUCUGGUUUCUGGGUGGACCAUACAAAGGCAUACAAGCAGACCACCCUUGCAGUCUACAUUAUUUCAUUUAUUGGAAUGCUCAUUUUCACCUUCACGUUAAGUCUUGGCCAUAUCGAAGUAGUCUUUGUGACAGCAGGAGUCUUGGGUUUUUUCAUGACUGGUUAUCUUCCAUUGGGCUUUGAAUUUGGUGUAGAAAUAACCUAUCCAGAAUCCGAGGGAACAUCAUCUGGACUUCUCAAUGCUUCUGCACAACUAUUUGGAAUUGUGUUCACGCUGGCCCAAGGAAAAUUGAAAGCUGAUUAUGACGCAUUUACAGGAAAUAUCUUUCUUUGUUCUUGGAUCUUUGUGGGAAUCAUUCUUACAGUUUUCAUAAAAACAGACUUAAGAAGACAACAAGCAAACUUAGCUGCAAAUGCUCAGUUGGCUGAUCGAGAUUCACUAGAAAGAGUUUCCACUUCACAAAAUGAACUUCAUGCACCAGAAGAAACUACAAUCUAAUUAAUAUGGGAGAACAGAUGGCAGUGGUACAGCGCACAAUUAGUAAAUGGCACUGAAAUAAAUGAAGAGCUGCUAAUGGUGCAAUGGUUAGAAAAAUGUGAUAAUUUAUUAACAGUGACCAAUAUUUAUUAGUAGUUCAAAUAAUGGACUCAUUUUAACUAGUUUCAAGAGCAUUAGAUUGUUUUAUUCCAGUAAGAUGGAUAUUUUUGCAAAAAAAAAAUUGGAAGUUGGAUUGGUUUGGACAAAUCAUUUCUACAGAAGAUUUAAACUGGACCAGAUUUCCAUUUUUAUAUGUAAAAAUGUAUGAGAGCCAAGUAACUUGAACAUCUUUGUCAGUCUUACAUACGGACUUUUUGUUUAAGUGUUAUUUUUAAAUGUUACUUUACCAUUGUCUGGUAAUUUUCCAAAUGUAAGCACACUGAAUUUUUGACAUUCUCAUUACUUUUUUAAAAAAAAAUGGCUUUGUGAUUUUGUUAUUGCUCUUGGGCAUGUUGGAUGAGUUCUGAGAACGGGUCAGUGUUCUGAAAAGUGAGGGAGAAUUCAGUCUCCCAAAAAUGUAAAACUCUAGCCUUCUUAAUGUUCAAAGAGAAAUUUAGUUUUUUAAGUUAAAUUGUGUAUAAAUAGCUCUUGCACAAUUUGUAACAUCCAUAAAAUCAAUUUCCAUGGAAAUGCACUUGAUACUUGUUAAGUAGUCAAAACUGUAAUGUGCUUAGCAGUAGCUCACACAGAUUUGAUAUGUUUGUAAUAUAUAGUUAUAUAUAUCAGCAGCGAGUUGCAAUUUUCCGUUUUGAUCCAUAGUUAUGCUAUGGAUAUCAAAUAGUAUAUACGUGAAAAUAUUAGUGGACAGAAGUUAUUCAUACACCACAGUUUGCACUUAAAUCUAUUCAAUUCACGGGAAUGAAUACAGUAGGUUUAAGUUUCACAGAUGAUAUUCUAUCUUGAACUUCAUAAGAAGCUAGAGAGUAAAAUUGUAAAGUUUGUUGUCCAGUGCAGUCUAUGUACUGUAAGCCCCCAGAUGUUUGGGGGAACAAAUAUCUGUUCAUCGCAAUAGUUGUGCCUUUAAUAUUGAUAUGAAAAGAUGCAACAGAUUUUAACUAUUUAGGUGCAUUAAAUUCGAAGAACUGUAUUAAGAUCUAAAUGAUCAACCUCGUGCAAGGUCAUUAGUCCGCCGGAUGGUACUGUAUAUAUUGGCAAUGUAGAACCAAAGUUAUUAAUUAUGCACCUAUACUCUCAUACAUUGUUAAUCUUAGAGCAUCUGUACAGUUGGAGUCAAUUCUGGUUAUUCACUUGCAAAUAUUCAUGGUUCUGUCACUUUACCAGAUGAUAACCAUCAAAUUAUGAACCUGUCACUGUGGAGUGCACAUAGUUGUGGUUACUUUGGUUCAUGUUUCACAUAUCUGUAUAUAAUUGUAUCAUUUUCUUCAUGUGAUUUUAAUACACAAUGAAAUUUUUAUUUUGCA
Messenger RNA from Pristis pectinata (smalltooth sawfish), 3194 nucleotides. It is a transcript of the gene flvcr1, whose product is annotated as FLVCR heme transporter 1. Bases 181 to 1734 code for a protein of 517 amino acids. The record is from RefSeq and is a predicted model, not a curated record. Gene Ontology annotation, cellular component: mitochondrion; membrane. Gene Ontology annotation, molecular function: heme transmembrane transporter activity; heme binding. Gene Ontology annotation, biological process: erythrocyte differentiation; transmembrane transport; mitochondrial transport. The transcript is spliced from 10 exons. Lineage: Eukaryota; Metazoa; Chordata; Chondrichthyes; Rhinopristiformes; Pristidae.